AUGCCACUCAUCAUCCCGCUUGUUUCUGACAGGCUCGCCAGCCAUCGCAGCUUCAUCUUUUCCGGAGCCUCUAGUCUCACUUUUUUGCAGGCUAUCUUCGCACAAGAAACUGACGGCAGUCGCGCUUUUCUUGACGCACAACAGAAAGUGGACGAUGGGGUUUUCCGAACCUUUUUUGACGUCAACUGUCGGUGCUCCUCCGAGACUCCAUAUGAUGAGCCCGAGAACUCCCACACACUGCGGGAGAGAGUCCAAUACCUCCAACGAUAUCUCCCUCCAAUCUCGACCACAUUCGGUCCUCGCGGCUCAUAUGACCCGAGUGCUUCUUUCCCGCAAUGGCAGAGCUUUCUCUCCGAUCCACCUGCUGAACCACUUUCCUUCACCAAGACACAAAACAACUUGCCAGAAUCUGUGAUAUCUGUUGAAAGACGAUGGGAUAUUGACAGUGUCUGGUUUGGGGCCAAGAGCUUACAGGCGAUACGGCCUCCAAACGAUUUCCGCCUCUCUUUUUUGCCACCAUUUGGACGUAACAUCUCGACGGAUCAGGUCAUUCAGCCUCAUGGGCUCAACUUGGCCAACACUCGGCACAUACUGCUGGGUGCGUUCAAUGCUUGUAGCGUCCGAUUUGAAGUCUUCCUUUACUUUCCUGGGACAGUUCGCAGCCCUCGUUCAAAGACUCGAUCCUCAAAAAAUGGCCUCUCGCUUGAACGACAGAAAGAUCUCUAUGACAGGAUCAUCAUACCAGCAGCGUAUGAGACGAUUUCUGACCCUGUACGACAAGAGAUUCCUCGAUCUUAUGACAUUGCCUACGCAAAAUCCCGCGCGUUUCAGGAGAAACCCGGCACCGGUCGUUGGCUGCCAGACGAUGAGAGCCGUGCCUUUCAGCUCCGGUAUACACUUCCUGCUCAAGACCUCCCACUCUUCUGGAAAUCUGUUGUUGAGAAGGCCAACGCUGUUGAGGUUGCCACUCAACGUGGUGAAAAUAUAACCUAUUUCCGGAAUCCCCAACUUCUCUUUCAAGCACACGACCUAAAGAACACAAUUGCAAAGUCGAACUUGAACGAUACCCUGACGCUUUUCCAAGAUAUAGUUCUCGCUGCGCUUGACCCGGAUCACCUCGAUCUUCACUCCUGUUGGCUCGAUGUCGGGGCUCGUGACUAUGUGUCGACUUCGUCACCUUCGACCUUCGCCAGAUCGGAAUCGUAUACGCUCCUUUGGAAGAGUCAUUGCCUCGCUGGCCUCGAGCAGCAACUGUCGUCGCUCGCGACUGAGAGUCCCAUCGCAUCUAGUCACUUUAGCUCAUUCCUACUGCGGGAUGUAGGCACGUACGUCUCCAAGGCAAAAUCUUUGCGAGGCGUCAACCCUGGCCAUCCGGACGCUCAUCAGCCUUGUAUUAUCCGCGCCAAGGCAUACAACUGUAACAAAGAAACCUUUUCAGUUAUGCACAGGGACUAUCGUCUCUUCGGUUCUGGCUUCCUCCCGCUGCUUGCCUUCGACGAAGCGAUGAUUCGAGACCUUGCAGUCAACAACCAGAACCAUCAGCGCGCUUCUGUCCCGCAGCUAAACCGCCCCGCGCUCAUGAAGGCUUGGGAGGCAAAUAAGCGGCAUCUGCACGCGAUCUCCGACGCGAUAGCUCUCAACAGUCACGGUGUCCGGAGAGAAGUUACCUUCCGCCUUGAUGUGAUCCUGUCAAUGUGGGCUAACAGCUACUUUGAUCCAGCUCAGGAGCCGCACACUGGUCCGCUGACGCAAAUGAUUCAACUUACUGCACAAGCCGCGAACCAUGCUCCUUUCUGGGUCGUCCCGACAGCGGAUAUGAACGCUCUUAUUCUUACUCAGGCCGCCCGUUUCGUCGCGCCACUUGAUUAUUGUUUUGAUGCUGCUUCUGCCGCCGGUGCUUCAUCUGAGGCAGCACAAUCCACGGAUUCCUCUGUCCGCCGAAUAUUCAGUUUCUAUACCGCACAACUGCUUUCUCGCCUACUGGCCCUAUGCCUCACCAGCGAACAGCAACUCAAGUAUGACAACUGGAUUUGGCUUACGUGCUGGAAAAUUCGCAACAACAGCUCCUCACAUCGAAAGAGUAUGCUGGAAAGGAAAGGGCUGGGUCUCGGCAAAGUCAUCACGGCCUCGGGGAUGCUUUGGAUUCCGCAGUCUCACAUUGACUGGAGGAGUGGGUAUUUGUCUCUCGAGACACUUGUUGAACUAUAUAUACCUCGAAGCCCCAUCCAGGCCCGGGUUUCAUCUCAAGCAAAUGUUCAAUCCCUCACUGCAUCAAAAGUGUCCAUUGAGUACUAUUUACACGUAUGGUUACGCGACUCUCGGACAGCAUUCGAACAUGGACAGCGUGAAAAGGCAGAGAAGCUUGCCCAUCGGGCUGCAAAUCUUGCUGCCCAGGAGAUCGCUCGGGCAUACCAUCAGCAUCUCCUGUUGAAGCUGGAGGCAUACUGGAGUCGAGUUGCCGACAUGCGUGGAAAUAGAAGGCGACAACCGCUUAGACGCAUACAACAAGGAUUGGAGGAGUCCUCCAAUCAUCUAGGGCGGAUCGUAGAUGCACAGACGAUUUGGGAAGUCUACCUUGAGGCCUGGGCUGUGUUUGCGCAAGUUGGCCCAAUCGUUGACGUAUAUCAGAUGCCCAGAGGCGUACCUUGUUGGCUGACAACGAGAAAGUAUGUGCCACCAAAUGACGGCUGGUCCAAUUUUGUGUUUCAGCAUCUGUUCAACCGCCCAAGCCGUCCGAGGUGGCAUGAGCUCCACUUCCUCCAGCUUUACCGGUCUUUCAAAAAGAUAUGGAUCUCCAUUGAUGGGCUUAACAACCCGUUUGAUGAUAAGUUCCGUCGCCUCAUAGGGAACUAUAUCUUGGUUACCUUCAACAACUCUUUGACGAAGGAGGUUGGCACUAAUCACACCCCAGGGAGCUGGUACGACGGAAAGCCACCAUUCUUUCAGAUCCAGUUCUGGGCACCCUACUUUUCACCGCCUCCAAUUGAUCCGCAAUUAGGCAUGCAGAUCAUACCCGGCCCAAUAGUGGCAACUGCGAGGGACUUUCACCAACGGGCAAGCGCUUGCUUUCAGCUGUGGCCACGAAUAAUGAGCCCUCAACGGCUGCACGAGAGUAGCCACACGGAGAAAACUAAUUUCUGCAAGAAAGCACUACAAAAUAUAAUUGCACUAGUUGGGCCACACUGGAGCUGUGAGACGGAUGAUUUGCCAAAUACACUGCUAUGGGGCAUCUCCUGCCAGAGUCAUCGACAAGGGCCAUACGAGGAUCAUUUUCGCCUCCCUCUUCCCGCAUCAUAUGUCAAAGGAGAUUACCGUGAGACUAAAAUUUGUCGCCCAACAAUUAUCCUGCCAACUCGCAAUAAUGUCAUCGCUUUAGCGGAGGCUGUAGAGUCUGUUUCAGGUCUUGGAGUAGGAGUCUUGAAACUGCUUCCUUGGAUCCGCGAAGCUCUUGGUAAUGGCGGGCAACAGUAUACCAUACUCAGUCAUCUCGAUGAGAAACAAAAAGUAGUUGAACCUAAUGCCCAUUCGGCGUCGCUGUUGCGGCGGUUCUUAUCUCAAAAGAACCCACCGCAAAGAUUGAUAAGUGAGGACAACGGAAGAGAGAACAACUCGGAAGACAUCGAGCCUGAAGACGGGCUAAGCUCGAUCGACUGGAGUGACGACGACAGUGAUCUUGCACUAGAAGUUAUAUAA
Pochonia chlamydosporia 170 is the source of this 3693-nucleotide messenger RNA. RefSeq lists its product as hypothetical. The record is from RefSeq and is a predicted model, not a curated record. Lineage: Eukaryota; Fungi; Ascomycota; Sordariomycetes; Hypocreales; Clavicipitaceae. The coding region runs from base 1 to 3693 and encodes 1230 amino acids. The transcript has 3 exons.